AUGCUAGAGUCGACCUGCAGGGCCUUCUUCGACCUGCAAGGAGUCCAGCUUCGUCCCGCCCCGGAUGCAGUCAUGACAACCCAUGAGGCUCGAGUGGUGGAGAGCGCACCGGAACGGUCUGGAGUUAGGCAGCUCAGGUUUGCUGAUCGGGUUAGGAGGCCGCCGGAACGCGAAGCACGGACGGAGACCGACUUGGCAAGUGUAGCAGAUGAAGGCGAGGAGGGUGUAGAAGAUCCACAGCUGCCAAGUCAGGUCGAACAGGCAGAGGAGCAGUGGAGGAAGGCGGCUGAUGAUAAGCGGAUGGCCGAAGCAGAAGCCAAGAGGAGACGGGCUGAAGAGAGGCAACGGCGCCGUGAUGGCGACAUCGAUCCUAUCGUCCCUUUCCCGGGAACAGGAGACAUACGUGAAGCAUGGGAGCGUGGGGCACGAGCCGCUGCAAGGGCACACGUGGGAGUGGCAGGAGAGGAGCUCGCCAGCAAUGUGCGGCAGCAUAUCGAGGAGGAUAGGGGAUACGUGAAAGUUUGCUUGCCCAGCGUAAAGCGGAAGGCGGCUGAAGAGGCCCGGAGAGGGGACGUCGACGUGCCAGAGAAUUCGGGAGAGGUGAAAAAGAAGGCGCAGAGCAACGCGGGUGCAAAGGCUCAUAAGAUGGUGGAGGUAGAGGCGCACCAGAAAGCAGAGGAUGCGGCCCAUCGGUUUGUCGAUGCAGAGGCGGCACUUACGGCAGAGGACGGGGCGCCAAAGGAAGCAGAGGCUGCGGCGCAGCAGAAGGUGGGUGCAGAGGCGGUCAAGAGUGCGGAGGCAGUCGCGCGUAAAGAAGCGGGUGCAGCAGGAGAGCUGACGUCGGAGGCAGUCGAGCUACAGGUGGUGGAGGCAGUGGCGCAGAAGGAAUCAGAGGCAACGGCGAGCCAGAAGGAUGAGGCAGCGGCGCAGCAGAAUGAUGAGGCAGACGCACAUAAGGAAUCAGCGGCAGCAGCGCAGCAGAAGGAUGAGGGUGCGGCGCCCAGGAUGGUUGAGGCAGAGGCGCAGAAGGAAUCAGAGGCAGCGACGCAGCAGAAGGAGGAGGGUGCGGCGCCGAAGAUGGUUGAGGCAGAGGCGCAGAAGGAAUCAGAGGCAGCGGCGCAGCAGAAGGAGGAGGGUGCGGCGCCGAAGAUGGUUGAGGCAGAGGCGCAGAAGGAAUUAGAGGCAGCGGCGCAGCAGAAGGAGGAGGGUGCGGCGCCGAAGAUGGUUGAGGCAAAGGCGCACAAGGAAUCAGAGGCAGUGGCGCAGCAGAAGGAGGAGGGUGCGGCGCCGAAGAUGGUUGAGGCAGAGGCGCACAAGGAAUCAGACGCAGCGGCAAGCCAGAAGGAUAAGGCAGCGCCGCUGCAUAUGGAGGAGGCAGACGCACAUAAGGAAGGAGAGGCGCGGGAUAAGGCAGAAGCAGCGGCGCGGCAGAAGGCGGAGGCAGAGGAGCAGAAACAGGCUGCGGAAGAGGCGCUACAACUGGCUCGGGCAGAAGCGCGGAAGAAGGCUGUUGUAGAGGCGCGGCAGAAGGCGGAGGGUGAGGCGCAGAAGAUGGCAGAGGCCGAGGAGCAGAAGCAGGCUGAGGCAGACGCACGUAGGAAGCCAGAUGGAGAGGAGGGUUCAGAUGGGAAUAAAAUGAUACAGACAGAGGGAUGGGAGACGGCGGGUGCUGAGGGGCACAUCAUCGCAGAGGAAGAGGGGCAGCAUGACGAGGAGGCAGCGUCGUAG
Molecule: messenger RNA, 1728 nt
Organism: Closterium sp. NIES-65
Lineage: Eukaryota; Viridiplantae; Streptophyta; Zygnematophyceae; Desmidiales; Closteriaceae
Source: the annotation of a GenBank genome assembly